Molecule: messenger RNA, 4205 nt
Organism: Pangasianodon hypophthalmus (striped catfish)
Lineage: Eukaryota; Metazoa; Chordata; Actinopteri; Siluriformes; Pangasiidae
Gene: znf710b
Product: zinc finger protein 710b
Exons: 5
Coding region: 187-2298 (703 amino acids)
Biological process (GO): regulation of transcription by RNA polymerase II
Cellular component (GO): nucleus
Molecular function (GO): RNA polymerase II transcription regulatory region sequence-specific DNA binding; DNA-binding transcription factor activity, RNA polymerase II-specific
Source: RefSeq, a predicted model, not a curated record
AGAGAGAGAGAGAGAGAGAGAGACAGUCUGACAGAAAGGGAGGGGAGAGAGAGGAAUAAGAACAAGCUCACAUACAGAGAGAACAGAGACAGUGUGUAUCUGUGUGUGUGUUUGUGUGUAGCUAUAGACAGCAGUAGAGUGUGGAGCAAAAGGGGCAAGCAGGUAAACGUGAACUUUUGACUAAAGAUGAGAUCGCUCAAACAUCUAAAACCUCAAACCAAGAGAAAUUUGGAGGAGAAGACCCAGCAGCUGGUUCGAUGUUACGCUGAAGCCAUGCACCAGCAGAUGGAUGUGGGGACACAGACAGACCCAGUGGUGGUCUUGUCUCUGGCCCAGGCUGCUGUGUUGGGACUUAUAUCCCAGAACGAGGUCUUCGGUGCCACCAUUGCACCCAACGGCUUUUAUACCGGCGAGCCCAAAGAAUCUCCUGCUCCGUCCAUCGAGCGGAUGGACUACGAGUAUGCUGACCAGCUCAUUGGUGCCAAUGGAGACUACCUGGGUGUGAACCUCGGAGAAGAAGGUCAGGUUCACCCAAGCUGCGCUGAAAGGAGGUGGCAGGGGACACCUGAAAACACAAAGCCUCUUGUAGGGCACCAGAACUCGGGUUCACAUGUCAAAGGUGAGUCCGUGACCCCGGGACUACCUUCCUGCAACCACAUGAUGAGCAUGAUGCCUAGAGAGAGCAUGCAGAUGGUGGACAGCUCUGGUUACCGCCUUGCAUCCAAACCUCACCCCAACAACUGCUGCUCUACCUGUGUCCGGGAACCCAAGAGCACACAUCCACCACCUAACCACCAUGUUCAUAACCACCCCAACACUCACACAUCUAAUGAGGUUCAUUCUCAUGGCAGAAACCAUACACUGGAGAAAAGAGGAAAUGAGGACGUACAAGAGGAAGGGAAUGAUGCAAGGAUGGGUAAGGCCGGCGGUGGAGGGGAAGAGAUCAGCAGCUACUUCCGUGCUAAUGAGGUUGGCUAUGAGGGUGGCGAUAUGGAUGGGGUCGGGGAGUUUGAUGAGAGCAACCAAGGCCUCUUCUGGGGGGAGCCUGUGGAAGGGGAGGCACCGCGGGGGCGCCGCAUUGACCGAUUGGACAUCAACAUUCAGAUCAACGAGUCAUAUUGUGUGGACGUUGGCGAAGGCUUGAAGCGCUGGAAGUGCCGCAUGUGUGAAAAGUCAUACACUUCUAAAUAUAACCUUGUAACACAUAUCUUGGGUCACAAUGGCAUUAAACCCCAUGCCUGCCCACAUUGUGGUAAGCUCUUCAAGCAGCCAAGCCACCUGCAGACACACCUCCUGACGCACCAAGGCACACGGCCGCACAAGUGCACUGUCUGCAAAAAGGGUUUUACUCAGACCAGCCACCUAAAACGCCACAUGUUGCAACACUCAGAUGUCAAGCCCUUCAGCUGUCGCUUCUGUCGCCGAGGCUUCGCCUACCCCAGUGAGCUGCGAGCCCAUGAGGUAAAGCAUGAGCGAGGCCGCUGCCACAUCUGCACGCAGUGCUCCAUGGAGUUCCCCACCUAUGCCCACCUCAAACGCCAUCAGGUCAGCCACCAAGGGCCAGCCACCUUCCAGUGUAGCCACUGCAGUAAGACAUUUGCUUACCGUAGUCAGUUGCAGAACCAUAUGCUGAAGCAUCAGGCCCAACGCUCUUUUUCCUGCAGCCAGUGCGGCCUGCAGUUCCUGCAGCUCCACCAGCUACGUCAGCACUCUCUCACACACAAAGUGCUCAAGCCUCAGGCACGUGCCUCUAAGGGAACAAAAGGCUUCAAGUGUGACGUAUGUGCUCGCGAGUUCACAUUGUCUGCAAACCUGAGGAGGCACAUGCUGAUCCACGCCAGCGUCAGGCCCUUUCAGUGUCACGUCUGCUUCAAGUCCUUCGUCCAGAAGCAGACUCUAAAAACUCACAUGAUCGUCCACCUUCCUGUGAAACCCUUUAAGUGCAAGGUGUGUGGGAAAUCAUUUAACCGAAUGUAUAAUCUUCUGGGUCACAUGCAUCUCCAUGCUGGCAGCAAGCCAUUUAAAUGUGCAUACUGCUCCAGCCGAUUCAACCUGAAGGGAAACCUCAGUCGACACAUGAAGGUCAAACAUGGCAUGGAUGUAUCCCCAGAGGGACAAGAUGCUCCUCCAGAUCUGGAACCUCAUGAGGAUUAUGAAGAGGAUAACUUUAACUUCGCUGCCCCUGAAAAUAUGGAUGCUAACGAUGCGCCUAAUCUCACCAAGCUCUCUGAGGUUGCUAUACAGGAGCUGGACUAUUAUAACUUUGGAAAGGAUGUGGGCAACUACAACACAGCAUGAGCCCUAUGAAUAAGACUAAAGCUGAAAUACCGUUGAGUAUCCAUUGAACUAAUUCGGCACUUAUCAGCCAUAUGCCGGUCAUUACGUAUGUCCAUGAGAACCAAGACUUCUCUAUUAUUACUGAUGGACAGAUGGCCAUCUUGGUUUCACUCAUGUUGUAACUAUUCUGAUCCUGUUUCCUAAGAACCACUAAAUUUGCUAAGAGUCUUUUGAACAGUUGUAAGUUUACCCUGUGCUGCGGUGUGGCGUUUCUGCAGUACGUUAUUAAUUAAAGGUCCACUCAGCAUUUUCAUGACCAAAAAUUAACAACAUGCAUAUAUAAAAGUGAUUACUUACAGUCUUUAUAUAAUGUACACUGACAUGAGGUGAAGGGUUAAAUUUCUUUGUUGACUAUAAGAUGGUGCAGUGGGUAGCGUUGCCACCUCACACCUCCAGGGUCCCUGAUUCGAUCCUGAGUUCGGGUUACUGUCGGUGCAGAGUUCCUGUGCAUGUUCUCCCUCCCAAAAACAUGACUCUAGGUGGAACGGCUGUGCUAAAUUGCCCCUAGGUGUGAAUGUGUGUGUAAAUGUGUGUGUGCAGUUUGCCUGUGAUGGAUUGGCAUUACCAUCAAGGGUGUAGCCCUACCUCGUACCCAGUGUUGAUUGAGGCAGUUUAUUGUACGUAGCCCAAGUUUCCUUGCCAUGGUUAAGAUCAUGUGUCCACAAAGCCUAAGUGUGGGUGAAGAUGCCAUCAAAGAUGUUUUGCACCCUCAUUGAGUGCAGUUGUGCAGUUUUAGAUGUCGGAAGCCCUGUGAUCAUCCUCCAGGUCUGCACUCUGGGGAUGUCGGACUGCAGCCAAUGAGGGCAUAAAUUCAGACCAUACAAAGCAAUUUAAUUAUUCAUCUCAUGCAAGUGUAUGUAAUGUAGGGAAAAAAAAAUAAAGAUCAUAAAUAAAGAGUGCUAUAUACACACCAGUGACAAAUUUAAGGAAAUAACACUGUAAAGUGUGUUAGUAAGGUUUUAGGCCACCAUGAGCCACCAGAACAGUUUCAGUGUGCCUUGGGAUAAAAGUCUCUGGAACUGUACUAGAGAUGAACACCAUUCUUCCAAAAGAUGUGCUCUCGGUUGGUGUUUCGACGAUGGUAGUACAGAGCCCCGUCCAACAGGUCGCUUCAGAAUCUCCCAUUGUCUGGUGACUACAAUGGCCAUAGCAUGACUUACAAUACUUUCAUCCUCAUCAAAUCAUUUAGUGAGCCCUCGUGCCCUGUGGAUGGGGGUGGGGUCAUCCCGGGAUAGAAUAGUUUCAUCAUAAGCAAAAGAUGAUCAGACAGAAGAACUUUGUACUGAUUUGCAGUGACUGUCCACUGUAUGGGGACAAAUGGACUCAUGUCAUGUAAGCAAAAAUAAAUGCCCCCGAUAUCCACUGUUUUUUCUUUUAAUUUGUGACCCAUCUGUGUAUUUAUCUGUUUUUGAUCACUGACUGGACCUUUAAAAACAGCCUAACUAAUAUCACUUAAGUUUCUUUGCCUCUACUUACUGUUGUUUAUAUAUGAGGGAACGUAAAAGCGUGCCCAUUAUAUUUGUGCUCAGUGGAGCAGUGUACUAGUGAGUGUACAUACAUGAGAGUGUGUGUUUGGGCCCCAUUACCAAAGUCACUGCAUGACCAUCCACCCUUAGGCACCACUACAAUGUCCAGAAAUCAAUACCUUCACCAACAACCAGUUAUUUGUAGAGAAUAAUUGUUCCCGUAUAUUAGUUUGAUAUUUAUUUUGCACCUUUUGAUUAAAAAUGCAUUUAAUAUCUUUUGAGGAGAAACCUGGUUUAUCACUGACAGUUAAAGCUCUUGUCUAAUCUUCAUCUCAUAGAAGAUAGAUAGGGCAACAUUGCCAGUUGUGUUAGUUUCUUUAAAUAAAGCAUUUUCAAAGUGAA